AUGGAAAAUCAAGUGGAACCUAGUUAUCAUAUCAAAUCUUGGCAAAUUAAAAGACUUGUUCGUGGCACAAGAUUAGACAAGGAGAAGAUGGAAAGAAUAUGUAAAAUUUUGAAGAAACAAGACAGGUUGGAGAGCCUAAUUGAUAAGAAAGGUUUAUGUUGUCACCAUACCAAAUUGGUAAGCUCGCUAACUCAGUUGAAAUCAAUAGUCUUGAAAUUCAAUAAUAUUAACGAAUACGAAAUGGAGUCAAUUGCCUCAAUGAAUAAGUUAAUAUCACUGGAUAUAGGCUGUGCUCGUACUAAUCUAGAAGGGAUUAAGAUCCUCAGCUCUAAGGAUAACUUUACAGAGCUCAAUAUUGAAUUUUCUUUUUUUGAUCAAGUUCCUUAUAUGGAAUACGUUAGUAAGAUGACCGACCUGCGAAAAUUGGACAUUUCUAAUAAUCCUAUAAGUUUAAAUCGGGCUAAAUCUGCUAAUUAUUUAAAAUCACUUGAAAAACUUACCGAUUUGACUGUUACGUAUCUUGAUAUGGAUCUUGAAUUUUUGAAAUCUAUUUCCAAUUUGAAAUUUCUAACAAGUCUAUCUAUUUAUGGUAAUUUGGUGGGGAUUGAAGGUGUUAAAAUCAUAUGUUCAAUGUUUCAGUUGAAAAAACUAGAUAUAACCCUAAAUGCCAUUGGAGAAGAAGGUGCAAAACUAAUUAGCAAUUCUCUCAAACAAUUAAAUACCCUCCGUAUUGGAGACAAUCAAAUUGGAGACAAAGGAGCAGAGAGUAUUAGCUCAAUGAAGACGUUAACAGCCCUUGAUUUAGAGGAAUCAAAUAUUGGACCUCAAGGAUUGGAAUUUAUUUGCCAAAUGGAUCAAUUGAAAAGCUUAAUGUUAAAUUUUAAUACUAUAGGUGGUAGUAGGUUACCAAUUAAUGCGCUCACAAAUUUAACUGAAAUCAGUCUAGUUUUAACAAAUAUAGGAAUAGAAAUAGUGAAAUCCAUAAGCUUGAUUACCAAGUUGAGAAAUGUUAAUAUUAGUGACAACAGAUUGGGAGAUGAAUGUUUAGAAAUUAUAGGCAAUUCUCUUUUCAAUUUAACAGAACUUGAUAUUUCUGAGAAUAAUAUGACUGAAAACGGAACCAAAUAUUUGAGCUCACUAAAAAAUUUAACACAUUUGAAUGCCGAAGAUAAUAGACUUAAUGAUGAAUCUAUUCAACAUUUAUGUUCAUUGAAGAAGUUGAAGUCUCUGUAUAUUAAUAAUAAUCAAGUUGGAGACGAAGGCUUUGCACUAAUUGCCAAUUCCAUGAAACAAUUACGGUUAGUACACGCCCAUAAUAAUAAGGAAACUGAAAUUGGAAGAACACUUCUCAAGUCAAGGAAACAUUUAUUAACAUCAGUUUGGCAAGAUAAUGAUGGUGAGUGA
This is a messenger RNA of Naegleria gruberi, 1404 nucleotides long. RefSeq lists its product as uncharacterized. Gene Ontology annotation, cellular component: plasma membrane. Gene Ontology annotation, molecular function: protein binding. The record is from RefSeq and is a predicted model, not a curated record. The coding region runs from base 1 to 1404 and encodes 467 amino acids. The transcript has a single exon. Lineage: Eukaryota; Heterolobosea; Eutetramitea; Acrasida; Naegleriidae.